Aricia agestis (brown argus) is the source of this 1500-nucleotide messenger RNA. RefSeq lists its product as uncharacterized. The transcript is spliced from 12 exons. Gene Ontology annotation, biological process: glutathione metabolic process. Lineage: Eukaryota; Metazoa; Arthropoda; Insecta; Lepidoptera; Lycaenidae. The record is from RefSeq and is a predicted model, not a curated record. Gene Ontology annotation, molecular function: glutathione transferase activity. Bases 99 to 1484 code for a protein of 461 amino acids.
GCGGAAGAUUUAUACGACUGAAUCGGAAUACUCGAUCUAGUAUAGUGAGAGGCGUGGACUGUGUUAGACGCUGUAUUACUAAAAACAAACUAGGUAUCAUGGCACCAAAGUUUUAUUCAGAUGACCUGAGUCCCCCAUGCAGGGCUGUGAUGAUGGCGUGCGAAGCUCUCAAAAUCCCUGUUGAAUACAUCGACACAAAACUACUCAAUAAGGAGCACAUGAGUGAAGAAUACCUGAAGAAAAACCCAAUGCACACAGUACCAAUGCUCGAAGAUGGUGACUUAGUGAUUCACGACAGUCACGUCAUACUUACUUACUUGACUGAGAAAUAUGGAAAGACUGAACCUUGGUACCCUAAGGACUUGAAACAAAGAGCACUUGUUGAUCAAAAACUUUAUUUCGAGGCGCUUCUGUUCACCAGAGUGAGGGCCAUCACUUACCCAGCAAUGUUCGAGGGAGUAAGGGUUCCGUCCCAAAAAGUAAUCAAGGCACUAGUUGAAAUGUUCGAGUUCCUGGAACAAUUUCUGUCCCGCACCAAAUUCGUCGCCGGCGACCACAUGACCAUUGCUGAUAUCUCACUCAUCGGAAUAUUGUCGACUGCCAACGAUAUUGUUCGAGUUGAUGGGAAGAAAUUCCCGAAAACUGUAGCCUGGAUGCAGGAGAUGCAGAAACAAUCAUUCUACCAGAGCAAGAAUAUGGAAGGAAAGGAAAAACUGAAGGCCAUACUGAAUAACUUCCUCGAUAUAAUUCACCGAAUUGAUAUUAGUACAUUAAAGUAUAAUAUCGACACUGGAAAGAGGCAGAGUGACAAGACUUACGGCAAAAGAGAGAGAAUGACACUAAAACUGUACAUUUUAGAAGGUAGCCCGGCGUCACGGUCUGUGUUGAUGCUGGCUGAUAUUCUCAAUAUUACGCUGGAUAUUAUUGACGUAGACUAUUUUGGAAAGCAGCAUUUGACGCCAGAGUUUCGUAAGAUAAAUCCACUUCAUACAAUACCUGUACUCGUAGAUGGAGAUUUAACUUUACAUGACAGUCACGUUAUCCUGACGUACCUAACGGAAAAAUAUGGCCGGGACCACUCUCUGUACCCGAAGGACGUAAAACAAAGAGCACUGAUCGAUCAGAAACUAUACUUCGAUACACUCAUUUUUAGGCGGAUGAGGAACGUCACGGCACCAGCUAUCGAGGAUGGUGUACGACGACCAACAGAAAAACUAUUAAUAGAACUACAAGAGACCUACAAUUUUACAGAAGAGUUCCUUUCAAAUACAAAAUACAUAGCUGGAGAAAGCUUGACUCUUGCAGAUUUGUCUGUUGGCGCAACAGUAUCUACCAUUGACAGACUCGUACCUUUAGACGCUAAAAAGUACCCAAAAACCCACGCUUGGUUUAAAACAUUGGAACAACAAUCUUUCUAUCAAAAAUGUAAUAAAAAGGGUUUGGAGCAAGUAGCCGCAGUACUUAAAAAUUAUUUAGAUUUAUAAUUAUAAAAUAUUUAAU